ACAGAUAAUCAUUUGCAAUAAUCACUGAGAAUGAAUACAACGAUUAGAUUGAGGUUUAGUCAAUGGUGCAACUGGUUAUGAAUAUUUUGUUAAUCACUUGUGGAUCACCUCUAAUAUAAAUGCGAAAUUGAGAAAAUUUAUUUAUGAAAAUGAUUCCAUCCAAGAGUAAAAAUGUUUCUUCAACUGUUAAUAGUCAGUCAAAUGUUGUUAAGAAGUUGAAAACAUCCAAUUCAAGUCCACCAGUUUUCGUCCGAUUACCGGCAACUGCUCAGUUCAUUGAAGGAGGGGAUGCAGUGUUUGAAUGUCAAGUAUCUGGCCAUCCAAUGCCCAGCGUUGUUUGGACUCGAAGAGGAGCCAUCAUCAAGAACGAUGAUCGUCAUACAGUUACUUAUAAUCCAUCCACUGGCCAAUCCAUUUUAUCCAUUGCAAACCUUACCAUGGAUGACGAUGGAGAGUAUAACUGUACUGCCUGUAAUACAGCUGGAGAAGCAUCUUUAACUGUUUCAAUCACUAAACAACCUCAGCAAACUUAUUUCAGGCAAAUUCAAGAGACAGAUAUCCAAUCUCGUCAACAACCAUGGAACCAAGGAGGACAAUAUAUGGGAACCUUACAACAAAGUCACUCUCAAACCAAGAUUCAUCGAGAGAAAAGCAGUUACAUGAUGGACUCAACAUCAGAUCCAACUUAUAACAGCGGAACAGAUCAGAACUUUCUUGUGGACACAUUUGAAUAUCGUCUGCUUCGUGAAGUAGAUUUUCGUGAAACAAUAAUCCGUCAUUACUACGAGACUCUAAACAUCAAUUAUGAAAGUGAGAACGAAAUUGUUUCAGGUCAACCUUUAUCAGCUCCUCAAGUCUUACAAAAACCAAGAAACUCAAAACUUGUUGAAGGAUCAGAUGUUACAUUCCAGGCUCAAGUAUCUGGUAACCCUCCACCAAAAAUAUAUUGGUUCAAAGAUGGCCGAGUUUUGUUACCUUCACAAAGAGUCUCAAUUAGAUUUCAGGAUAAUCUGGCAAUCCUUCAAAUUACUGAUGCAACACCAGAAGAUGCUGGUUACUACACAAUGUUAGCAGAAAAUCGUAACGGAAGAGUCGCUUCUUCUUGUCAUUUAGUUAUAGAAGCUUUAACUGCUUUUCAACCACAAACACCUGUUUAUCAAAGGCUGGACAGUGGCGAUGAUCCUUCUGGUGUGUCAAUGAAAGGAUUGAAGCCUAAUUUCAUCAAAAUCCCUUCUGAUGUUGAGGUACCUGAAGGCAAAAUGGUUCGGUUUGAUUGCAAGGUUGGUGGUCGACCAGCGCCAGAAGUCAAUUGGUAUCACAAUGGUAAUCAAUUAUUAGAUGAUUAUAGACACAAAAUAUUAAUCAACGAAGGUGGUGUUCACUCUUUAAUGAUUCCAUCAACACAUCGAAAUGAUAGUGGACGUUACACUUGUCAAGCUCGAAAUAAAACAGGAGAAGCUACUUUUGAUGUCAAUCUUUCCAUUAUUGAGAAAGAAAUGAUUGUUGCUCCUAAAUUUGUUGAACGCUUCAAAACAACUCACGCUCAUGAAGGUGAAUCUGUGGUGUUACAUGUUCGGGUUAUUGGUACACCGAUUCCUCGAUUAUCAUGGCAGAAAGAUGGCAAUCAAAUAUUUUCAUCGCCACCAAACUUGAUCAUUGAAACUAACAAUGGUGCUUCAUCAUUGUUUAUCAAUCAAGCCACUGCAGGUGAUGCGGGCUGGUACCAAUGUGUAGCUGCUAAUUCCGCAGGAACAGCAACUACUAGAGGUAAAGUCAAUGUGACCGUUGAGCCUUAUCGACAACCUGUUGAACAAACUGGUCUUUAUUUACCUAAACCAAGCAAGGUUAUUGAACCUGAGUCCGAACCACCGAGUGAAACUGUUUACUUGCGUCACAUAGAACGUCCAAAGCCUACAUUGAAACGACAAGAUUCAGAUGAAAGAUACCAUGCUACCAGACCUGCAUUUACUACUCAUUUAAGAGACCUUAAUGUUCGUGAAGGUGAUAGAGCUGCAUUUGAUGCUCGUUUGAUUCCAAUUGGAGAUCCAAAUUUAACUAUUGAAUGGUUCCACAAUGACAGACCUUUAGAGGCUAGUUCAAGAGUCAUGACAACUUUCAACUUUGGUUAUGUCUCCUUAACUUUGCUUCAUAUUACUCAAGAAGAUGCUGGCUUAUAUGUUUGUCGAGCAUCCAAUGAAAUUGGGGAAGCCACAACAACAGCAACUUUGAAUGUAUGCGUUAGGCCAACUAUCGAAAGAUCUACAGUUUUACCUGAAAGCCUGGAAGCGAUUAGGCACUUGGAAGACCACGAAAGGUAUCAAAGACAUCAAUCAGUUGACGAAACCUUCUCAACUCUUCCUCCGGUUUUUGUCAAAUCCUUAACCAAUUUGGAUGAUGCGGUUGAAAAUGGUUACGCUCAUUUUGAGGCUCAAAUCACUCCUGUCAAUGAUCCAACUAUGAAAGUUGAUUGGUAUUUCAAUGGACAGCCUCUUGCCAUUGGUUCGCGGAUAAGUACUAUUUUUAGCUUUGGUUAUGUUGCAUUGAACAUUUCUUAUUUGAGGAUUGAAGACUCGGGUGUUUACAUGUGUAAAGCAACCAAUUCCAAAGGUGAAGCUGUUUCAACAGCAACUCUGAAAAUUAGAGGCACUGGAACAGUUACAACACGUACUGAUUUAGAAGAGCAACAAGAGUUUAUCCGUAAAACUCAAGAACUUGAAGCAUAUCGACAAGCUUAUCAUGGAUCAGUUUAUGAAGAUUCACUCCCUUCUGAUCCUCCAACAUUCAAGCGCCAUUUAACCGAUCAAAUUAAUAUCUUGGAAGGAAGAACAGCUCACUUUGAAGGUACUUUGGAACCAACUGGUGAUCCAUCAAUGAAAGUUACCUGGUUAAAAGAUGGCUAUCCUGUGGAAGCUUCAUCAAGGAUAAAUAGUUUCUUCAACUUUGGUUACGUAGCUUUAACCAUCGAAAAACUUGAGCUUCGUGAUACUGGUCAAUAUACUUGUAUUGCUUCCAACAAUCAAGGUCAGGCUCAAACAUCAGCUAGACUUACUGUCAUAUCAAAAAAGUCAAUUAUAACCGAUGUUCAAUAUGAAGACGGUUGGGAAAAGAUUCGUCAUCUUGAGGAUUCGUCUCGAUAUCACGGGACUCGUGAAGAGGAAAUUGAAAUUAACGAGAAACCCAAGUUUACAAGUCCGUUGAUAGGACCUGAUAAUCUAGUUGAGGCCAAAUCUGCUCACUUUGAAACACGAUUAGAACCUAUGAGUGAUCCAACUAUGCGAGCUGAAUGGUUUUUCAAUGGACGCCCAUUGACAACUGGUCAUCGAUUUAAAACAUAUUUCGACUUUGGUUAUGUUGCAUUAGACAUUUUGUACGUUUUCCCCGAAGACACUGGUUUGUUUACUGUUCGUGCAACUAAUAAACUUGGGGAAGUUAGCUUGAGUAAACAAUUAACAGUAACUUCUCGAUCGUCUAUAGACACAUCAACAAUCCAUGAAACUUCAAUGAAACAUAUCCAAUACCUAGAGCGUGGUCAUGAUGAACCAUCAUAUGCAAUUGAUGAUUAUUCCAAAGUGAAACCUUAUUUUGUACAACCUCUUCGUAAUCCUAAUCAUGAGCUCCAAGAAGGAUCUAAAGUACACCUAGAAGCUCAAAUUGAACCUGUUAACGAUCCAUCUCUAACAGUUGCUUGGUUCUUCAAUGGAAAGCCUUUAAAAACUGGUUCACGAUUUGUGACACGAUUCGAUUUCGGUUAUAUAUCGUUAGAUAUUUUAGACCUUUUCUAUCAAGAUACGGGUGAAUAUACAGUGAAAGUAACUAAUCAACUAGGAUCCGCUCAUUCAUCUGCAUCUAUCAAAGUGACCAAAGAUUCAAGAGUUGUUACUGCAUCUCAAUACCCAGAUUCUGCUGAACAAAUUAGACACCUUGAAGAUCACUCAAGAUACAAGAGACAAGAAAUGGUGGAAACUUCAGUUGAUCGUGCUCCAAUUUUCACCAAACCAUUGAAAAAUGUCGAAACAUUUGAAGGUACUAAUGUUCAUCUUGAGAGUCGAUUACUUCCUUCUGGGGACAACUCAAUGGUUGUUGAGUGGUUUGUGAAUGGUGUUGCACUUCCAGUUGGCCAUAGGUUCCGUCCACGUUAUGAUUUUGAUUUCAUUUCCCUUGAUUUACUUGGUGUUUAUGCUCAAGACUCAGGUAUUUACACUUGCAAAGCUAAGAACGCUUUGGGUGAAGCCGUUACAAGUUGUAAUAUAACAAUUUAUGCAAAAGAUCCAUCAGUUAUCCAAGAAUCUCAACACCCAGAAGCUUACCAACAGAUUCAACAUUUGGAAGAUCAUUCAAGGUACAAAAGGUCAACUUCAACUGAAGAGAUAGUCGCUAUGAAACCCAAAUUUUUGAUGCGAUUCAAAGAUGUUGCAAUUCGUGAAGGUGGUGUUGCUCACUUUGAAUGUCGAAUUGAACCCAUAAAUGAUCCUAAACUUAGAGUUGAAUGGUAUCACAAUGGAGUUCAGAUGAUGGUUGGAAGUCGUUUUCAGCCUUUCCAUGAUUUUGGUUAUGUAGCUUUGAAUAUACUUAAAUGUAUUGAAGAGGAUUCUGGUGUUUAUACUUGCCGUAUUAUUAAUGAGUUAGGGUCGGCUGAUAUGAAUGUCAAUUUAAAAGUUUUAUCUGAAGCAUCAAUAGAGCUGUCAUCUAAUAAUCCGGAAGCAUUCAAGAAAAUAAGACAGCUAGAAGAUUACUCAAGAUACCAACGUGAACAAGUUGACGAAGAAGUUAUUCGUUCAGGUCCCGUUUUCACAACAGCUCCUAGAAGUUUGGUUAUCAAUGAAGGAGAAAGAGCAAGGUUUGAAUGUUCCUUAACUCCAGUUGGUGAUCCUAAUUUGAAGGUCGAAUGGUUCAAAGAUGGCAAACCAGUUAAACAAGGCACAAGAUUUGUGCAAAUAUUUGAUUUUGGAUUCGUUGCUUUGGAAAUUAUGGGAACUUAUGAGGAAGACUCUGGUCGAUAUACCUGUAAAGCUACCAAUGCUUUUGGCGAAGCUGUUACUUCAGCUGACUUGAAAUGUCAUGGAAAAAAAUCUUUGAUUACUGAGCCUCAACUACCCGAAAGUUUAGAAGCUAUACAGGCUCUUGAAGGUCAUGGACGUCGAGUGCGCGCCCAAAUUGAUGAACCUGUCACAACUCAAGCACCUAUUUUCACAUCUGCUAUGAAAAAUAUUGAGCUUCAAGAAAAUGGAUCAGCACAUUUUGAGACUCGAAUAAUUCCCGUUGGUGAUCCAACUCUGCAAGUUGAAUGGUUCCAAAAUGGGCUACCUUUGUUGCAAGGUUCAAGAGUACGAACACAACAUGAUUUUGGUUAUGUUUCAUUAGAUCUUCAACGAGUUUUACCUGAAGAUUCAGGUACUUAUACAUGUAAAGCAACUAAUGCAUUAGGACAAGCAAUGACCUCUGCAACUUUAAAAGUAACACCAACUGGUUCAAUCUUGGUUGAUUCACAAUUCCCUGAAGGAUUACAAAAAAUAACCCAAUUAGAAUCACAACAAAAAUAUGUGCGAGAACAAUUUGAUGAUCGUCCAACAGACUCAAAACCAGUUUUUGUAACUGCAUUAAAAGGUCCUUCCGAAUUAGUUGAAGGCUCAUCUGGUCACUACGAAUGCCGCAUUGAACCUUUUCCAGACUCAACAAUGAAGGUUGAAUGGUUUCGUAAUAACCAACCCUUAACAUUGGGGCAUCGUUUUAGAACAAUGUUCGACUUUGGUUUCGCUGCUCUAGAUAUACUUCAAGUUAUCUCUGAAGACUCAGGCGAAUACACAAUUAAAGCUUCAAAUCAUUUAGGAAGUGCAACCUCAUCCAUUUCUAUUCGAGUCAAGGGUAAAGAGUCCAUCAUUUUAGAGCCGCAGCAACCUGACUCUAUUGCCAAAAUCCGUGCCCUUGAAGGUCAAAACAGAUACUAUCGUGAAGAGAUUCGAGAUGUGGAAAUUCGAGAAAAACCAAACUUUGGUCGUCCAUUAUACAACCUGGAUAAUCUUCAUGAAGGGCAAACUGCUCAUUUAGAGGCAACAUUGACGCCUGUAAAUGACCCUUCAAUGCAUGUUGAAUGGUUUGUUAAUGGAGUCCCAAUAGCCACUGGAAGUCGAUUCAAAACAAUGCACGAUUUUGGAUACGUAGCUUUAGAUAUAGCCGAUGUAGUCCCAAGUGAUUCCGGUGUUUAUAUGUGUAAAGCUACUAAUAAAAAUGGUGAGGCUGUAGUUACUUGCUCUGUUCGUGUCACUGGAAGUUCACAUAUUGAAACGAACACUUUGCAUGAAGAAUCACUUGCACAAAUACAAAGACUAGAGUCAACUUAUGUAAGGCCAGUUGAAGCCCCUUUGCCUCCACAACAACGCCCUAUUUUUACUAAGCCGCUAAAAAGUUUGGACGGUUUGAAGGAAGGUCAAUCUGCUCACCUUGAGUGUCGAUUAGAACCCAUUAAUGAUCCCAAAUUGCGCGUUGAAUGGUUUGUCAAUGGAACUGCUAUAAAAACAGGACAUCGUUUCCGAACUACCCAUGACUUUGGCUAUGUAGCUUUGGAUAUUUUGUAUGUUUUCCCCGAAGAUUCGGGAACUUAUUUCUGUAGAGCAACUAAUGAACUUGGUGAAGCUGUUACUACAGCUUCCAUUGCUGUUGCCGCUAAAAAGUCAAUUCUCUCAGAUACUUAUCAUCCCGAAGGUUUGGAGAAGAUUGCAGCUUUAGAGGCUCAGGGAUUACCUCAAAGAGCUGAAAUCGAAGAUAGACCCAUUUCUAAGCCUGUUUUUGUUUCUGAACUUCGAGGUCGAACUGAAUAUAAUGAAGGUCAAGCUAGUCAUUUUGAAGGGCGCAUUGAACCCGCACACGACCCGAAUUUAAAGGUUGAAAUGUAUCACAAUGGAAAGCUUCUCUCGGCUGGUGCAAGAUUUCAUAGAAUAUUUGACUUUGGUUAUGUCGCACUUGAUAUAAUGUGUUUAGUUCCAGAAGAUAGUGGCACUUAUACUGUAAGAGCUUUUAAUCAACUUGGUGAAACUCGAAGUUCAAUCACUCUUCAAGUUCAUGGAGCGUCGUCCAUCCUUUCAGAUACUCUGCAUUCGUCUGCUCUCCCAAAAAUUCAUCAUCUCGAGAAUCCUGUUAUCGUUGAGAAAAAUCAGGAAGUAGCUACUUUUCAAAGGCCUGUUUUCACACAGACUUUGACUAACCUUGAUAAUCUGAUUGAAGGAGGAUCUGCUCAUCUUGAAUGCAGACUAAUCCCAGUCGGUGACUCUAAUUUAAAAGUUGAAUGGUUCCGUAACUCAGCACCAUUGCAAAUAGGAUCUAGAUUCAAAACUGUUCACGAUUUCGGAUAUGUUGCUUUGGAUAUCAUGUAUCUAAUGCCUGAUCAAGAUGCAGGUAUUUAUAUGUGCAAAGCAACUAAUCAACUCGGAGAAGCGAUCACCUCUUGUUCAUUAAAAAUUAAAACUAAAGCUGCGCUUGAAUUGGACACAAAACAUCCUGAAGGAUUACAAAAGAUUCGUCAGCUUGAGGAGUCAAGCAAUAAGAUUGAAGCUUUUGUUCCUGAAAAAAUUUACGAAAGGCCAGUUUUUACUGCACCUUUAUCUGGUCCCAAUGAAAUACAUGAAGGACAACCUAUUCAUUUUGAAGCGCGAGUUAUUCCAACAGAUGAUCCUAAUUUGACGAUCCAUUGGUUUGUUAAUGGAGUAGAGUUAAAAUCUGGAUCUCGAUUCCGUGUUGCCAAUGAUUUCGGUUUCGUAACUCUGGAUAUUGCCUAUGCAUACUCAGAAGAUUCAGGAAUUUACAUGUGUAAAGCAGUUAAUGCAGCAGGAGAAGCUGUUACAUCUGCCUCGGUUAGAGUUAAAUCAAAAUCAUCCAUCCUUUUAGACUCACUUCACCCAGAAGCAGUACAAAAAACUGCAUGGCUUGAAAAUGCAGCCUCGCGAGUUCCUGAAAGAAUCGAAACGAAAUCUGUUAAAGCUCCUGUUUUCACUAAACAUUUAACAUCUCACGAGAUGUUAGUUGAAGGUCAAAAUGUUCACAUUGGAGGGCGAGUUGAGCCAGUUGAUGAUGAAAAGUUAAUUGUUCAAUGGUACAAGAAUGGUAAAAUUUUGGAAGAAGCAUCAAGAAUCAUUUCUAGAUUUGACUUUGGCAUUGUAAGUUUAGAUGUUGUUGGUGUUAGGCCCGAUGAUUCGGGUAUUUACACUUGCAGAGCGGUCAAUGAAGUUGGUGAAGCAAUUUCUACCUGCACAAUCAAAGUGGAAGGUAGAGAAGGCUUGGUGCUUGGAACUGAACAUCCUGAAAGUCUACAAAAAAUUCGUGAACUUGAAUCAGUUCAAGUUUUGCGAAAAGAACCUGUUGAACCUGAAUUUUCAGCUCCUGUUUUUAUUACCCACCUGAAUAAUGUUGAGCUAAAAGAAGGAGAAACAGCUCAUUUUGAAUGCCGAGUUGAACCUUCUAAAGAUAACAGUUUGAAGAUUGAAUUUUUCCAUAAUAAUAGACCUUUGCAAACAGGCUCUAGAUUCUCAGUUAAAAACGAUUUUGGUUUCAUUACAUUAGACAUUUCAUCUACUCAGGCCGAAGAUUCUGGAAUUUACACCUGCAAAGCAACAAAUGCAAAAGGUCAAGCAUUAUCAACAGGAUCUUUGAAGGUUACUUCAAAAUCAUCAAUAAUUUUGACACCACAACAUCCAAUGGGACCAGAAGCUUUGGAAAAAAUUCAACAGUUGGAAGCUCGAUCAGGCUAUAUUACACCAAUUGUAGCUGAUAUCACUUAUCCUAAACCCUAUUUUGUAGUCCCUCUUCAACCUAAUUUUGCUACUGAAGAAGGUAAACCUCUUCAUCUCGAAUGUCGCAUUGAACCAUCAGCUGAUCCUAAUUUAACAAUUGAAUGGUUUGUCAAUGGGAAACAACUUGAUAUGGGAAAUCGAUUCAAUCUGAUCAAUGAUUUCGGUUUUGUAGCACUCGAUUUCAAGGAUACUUGGGAUCGAGAUAGCGGAAUUUACACAUGUAAAGCUAAAAAUGGUCAAGGUGAAGCUUUUACAUCAACAACUAUUCUAGUUUUAUCAUCUGAAACUUCAAUUAUCGAGUCGACUCUUCACCCAGAAGGUAAAAGAGGAUUGGAAGAGAUUCAAAGACUUGAGGAGUCAUUAAGGCGCAAAGAAAUCACUUUAGCUCCAGAAGAAGGCCGCGCUCCUGUAUUCACAAGCCAAUUUAAGCCAAUGUCUAAUUUGUCAGAGGGAGAUUCAUCUCACUUUGAGGCUACUCUUGAACCAGUUGGUGAUCAAACUAUGACCGUUGAAUGGUUCCAUAAUGGCAAAACUCUGAGUGUUGGUCAUCGAAUAAGAACUUAUUAUGCUUUUGGUUUAGUUCUUCUUGAGAUCGUUGAUUUGAGGCAUGAAGAUGAAGGUGAAUAUAAAUGUGUGGCCAAAAAUAAAUGGGGAUCAACUGAAGCUUUUGUUAAUUUGACCAUAAUUGAUCGAGAAAAAGGUGAAAAGCCUAAAUUUACAAGACAACUUAAUUCAUUAUCUAACCUGAAAGAAGGGGAUUCAGCUCAUUUUGAAUGCAAUCUUAUUCCAGUUGGUGAUCCUAAUUUGUUUGUUAAGUGGUUCCACAACCGAGUAGAGCUUCGUGAAUCAUCUAGAAUCAAAACCUUGUCUGACUUUGGUUUUGUUGUCAUGGAUAUUUCAUUUGCACACGAAGAAGAUUCAGGGGAAUAUGUUUGUGUUGCUACAAACAAAUAUGGUUCAGAUGUAACUCGUUGUAAUUUAUCAGUUACUGGCUCAGGAGGAAUAUUGAGAGAUUCAUUGCAGCCUCAAAGCUUAGGAGCUAUUGCUGCUCUAGAAGGAGCUAAUACCAGCUUUAGUAGAAGUCAUGUUCAAGUUGAUUCAACUUUGUCUGCUCCACCUAAAUUCAUUACACAGAUUGUCUCAUUAACAGGAUUAGUUGAAGGACAAUCAGCUCAUUUUGAAGCACAACUAUCUCCUCCAAAUGAUCCAUAUUUGAAGACUGAGUGGUAUGUUAAUGGUAAAUUACUUCCCAAUGGUCAUCGUUUCAGAACCUUCCAUGACUUUGGAAUAGUUAUUCUUGACAUUCUCGAUUGUGUUGCCGAAGAUUCAGGAGAAUAUGUGUGUAAAGCAAUUAAUAAAUUAGGAACAGAUAUCACAAGAGCAACAUUAAUUAUUAAAGCUAAAUCAUCCGUUAUUUAUGAUCCUCAAAUUCCACCAGAGAUGACAUCGAAUGAAAGAAUCAUUGAGAUAGAAGAGAUGAGAUCACGAAGACGUACUGAGAUCACGGAGGUGACUCGAAGUGAAGCUCCAAGGUUUAUAAAACCUUUAGAGAAUCCACCAGUUCUGAGAGAAGGUGAAAAUGCUCAUCUUGAGGCUAAAUUAACACCUACAGAUGAUCCUGAUCUGCAAGUAUUGUGGUUUAAAAAUAGUAUUGCGCUUCAAGCAUCUACGAGAAUGCGAACUAUUCAUGAUUUUGGUUUUGUUGUACUCGAAAUCAGUCCCAUUUAUCCAGCUGAUUCUGGAGUUUAUACAUGCAAAGCUGUGAAUAAAUUUGGUGAAGCUGUCACUACAUGUACUAUUCAAGUUACCGGUAAAAGAUCCAUUAUUUUAGAGAGUCAAUUACCUGAAGGAAUGGAGGGUGGAAUUGAAAAGAUUGCUGCUAUCGAAGAAGCCGCUAAUAAUAAGAUUAGUGAGGUCACUUUAGAUACCGAAAUUAAACAGGCACCCAAGUUUUUGAGUCAACCAGAUGAUCAAGAGCUACCCGAAGAUGCCAUGGCACACUUUGAGUGCCGAUUAACUCCUACUACAGACCCAACUAUGAAAGUCGAAUGGUUCUUUAAUGGACGAUCAUUAGUUACUGGAAGUCGUGUAAAAACUAUUUCUGAUUUCGGUUUCAUCAUUUUGGAAAUUGCUGGUGUCUAUUCUCGUGACUCGGGAAUUUACACAUGUAAAGCAUCCAAUGCAUAUGGUGAAGCAACGAUUUCCUGCCGAUUAACAGUAAAGUCAAAACAAUCUAUUAUUUUGGAGCCUCAACUACCUGAAUCAUUUAUCACGGGUACUGAAUCUAUUCAAAAGUUGGAGGAAAAUCUUUGGCGAACACCUGAAAUGAUUUAUGAUCAAGAAAAGUCAAUGCCGCCAAGAUUUGUCACUCAUCUUAAAGAGUUGGACAAGAUUGAAGGUGAAUCUGCUCAUUUUGAAUGUCGAUUAGAACCGGUGGGUGAUCCUCAUUUGCGUAUCGAGUGGUAUCAUAAUGGGGUUCUCUUGCUGACUGGAUCAAGAGUGCGAACUGUUAACGAUUUUGGAUUUGUCGUUCUCGAAAUCGAUUGGUUACUACCCAGAGAUACUGGUGAAUAUGUUUGUCGAGCAACAAAUAAAUUUGGUACUGAUGUGACAAAAGCAGUCUUGAAAGUUAAAUCGAAACGUGACAUUAUCUUAGAUCCUCAGCUUCCACCUGAAUUUUCAGUUGAUAAAUUAAAACAGUUGGACAUGAGAUCGAAGAGUGUUGCUAUUGAAGAAGAAUCCAAGCUUCAAGCUCCUCGAUACAUUACGCAAAUCCAAUCUCUUGAAAAUCUAGUCGAGGGAGACUCGGCUCAUUUUGAAUGUAAACUGCUACCUGUCGAUGAUCCAAAUCUUCGUGUUGAAUGGUAUCAUAAUGGUGAACCUCUUAUCACUGGCCAUCGAUUCAAAACCACUCAUGACUUUGGUUUUGUUGCGUUGGAUAUUUUAUACAUUCACCCAGAAGAUUCUGGUGAAUAUAUUGCACGAGCAGUUAAUCAAGUUGGUGAAGAUUUAACCCGAGCUAUUAUUAGAUGCCGCGCUCGACAAAAGAUUAUUUAUAAUCCACAAUUACCCAAAGAAAUGGAAAGUGGUAUCCAAAAAAUUGCUCAAAUCGAGUCAUCACGUCAAAGAUUUGAAAGUGCUGCUGAUGCUGGUAACCAAGAAAGAGGGCCUCCAAUGUUUGUUAUGAAACCUGAACCUCAAACAGUUCUUGAAGGAGAGUGGGCUAAAUUUUGCUGUCGUGUAAUUGGCUAUCCUCGACCUAGAGUCAUGUGGGUUCUCAAUGGUAACACCAUUAUUAAUGGGUCGAGAUACAAGCUUAGCUAUGAUGGAAUUUAUCAUUUGGAUAUUCCUAAAUCGAGACAAUAUGAUAAAGGCAAGGUCGAGGUUUAUGCUCGCAACAUUCUAGGUGAAGCCCAUUGUUGGACCUCGUUAGAUGUUAGACCAAGGAAUGAUGAUUAUCGGGCAGUUCUCAAACAUUCACCAAGGCCCUGGUACGAUUAUGAUAUAAGUAGAUAUCAGAAGGAGCGAAAAGAAACUGAAUUAGACAAAAUAUUUGAAGAGAAGCUCACACCUGGAGGAACCGAGAAAGAAGUUUGGAGAACUGAAGAACUCAGUGAAGAUGAAAGAGUCAAAAUAAGGGAAUUCCAAACAGAUCAAGAAGGAAGACCUGAAAUUAAAAAGUACACAACUGAAGCUGUUUAUGCCGAUAAAAAAGCUAUUCAAGAAGUCAAACCUGCCGGACAAUCAAAUGUUUCGUGGAUGGCUAAGUCUUAUCAGACUCAUGUUGAAUCCCAAUCGAAAGAUCCCCUCGAAUCUGUUGUGCAUGGUAAAGAGAUUUAUACUAAACAACAGAAGCAAAUUCAGAAAGAACUCCAAGGAGAUCUUGAGAUAACAAGAAAAAUCAAAACAACUGAAACGAUGUCACAAGAGCAUAAAGGAGUAACUAAAGAGAGACGAGUGAUUGGACCGCCAAGAAAAACGAAACCACCUGAAUUUACUAAGAAAAUACAACCUGUUCGUGUAUAUGAAGGUGAAAGAGCUACAUUUGAAUGUCACUUUUCCGGAGAUCCAGUUCCUACUAUCAUCUGGUUCCGUGAAAACUUUGAAAUUCAAAAUUCGAGAGAUUUCCAGAUUGAGACUACAGAUAAUAAGUCAAGUCUCACUAUCCGUGAAGUUUAUCUCGAAGAUUCUGGUGUUUUUUCGGUAAAAGCAGAAAAUGCUGUUGGUUCGGCAAAAAGUUCAGCCAAUCUUGUUGUUGAAGAACGCAAAGACCAUAAGUCGGGAGCUGUUCCUCCUAGUUUCUCCAAGACGAUUGAAGAUACUCGAGCAUCUGUUGGUGAAUUGGUUCGUCUUGACGCUAGAGUCAUUGGCUCUAAACCAUUGGAUGUAUAUUGGCUUAAAAAUGGUUCAAAAAUUUUACCCGGAGUCACUCAUAAAAUGAUUGAUGAUGAAGACCAAAAUACACUUCUUAUAUUGGAAGCUGUUCCUGAAGAUUCUGGUAAUUAUGAGUGUGUAGCCAUCAAUCAAGUUGGUGAAGCUCGAUGUCAAGCAAGAGUGGCCAUCGAUGGACCUAAAACCCCGUCAGUACCAUCAACACCAACCACACCAUUGUCAGGAAAGGAAAGACCACCGAUGUUCACCGAGCAAUUGAAAGAUAUUAAAGUCAAUGAAGGCGAACCAGUAACUUUCAAAUGUAAAAUUAGCGGAGUGUCAGCAUCUCAAGUUUCUUGGUACAAAGGAGAUAGUUUAAUUAAACAAUCUCGAUACUUCCGAAUGGGACACGAAAGAGAUGCAUUCACUUUGAAAAUAUCGGAAGCUUUCCCGGAAGACGAAGGUGUUUACAAGUGCAUAGCUACCAAUUCACUAGGGAGUGUUACCUCAUCAGCUCGACUUCAAGUGAUUCUUCCUGAUUCAUUGUCUUCUUCACCAAGCUUGAGUCCAUUACAAGAUCUAAGAGUUCCUGUUGGAAAUCCAGCUCGUUUUGUCACCUCUAUUUCAGGUUGUCCAACUCCAUCGAUAUCAUGGUACAGAGAAGGACAACUAAUUCAACAUACCCGCGAUUUCCAGAUGUUCCAAGAUAAUGCGUCUUGUUCUUUGGUUAUUCGUCAAGUUUACCCUGAAGAUAGUGGUACUUAUGUUUGUCGAGCAACAAAUGACAGUGGACAAGCUGAAACAUCUGCUCGAUUAAUUGUGGAACAAAUUAGGAAAUAAUUAAUUGAAGAUUUUCACUAUUAUUACUCAUCUAUAAUCUCAUAAUAAUGAUACCACUACAAUGGAUCUCAUCAAAACAUAUUCAUAAAUCUGUAACUCGUUGAAAUUUCAAACUUUAAAUAAUUGAAACUAAGCAACGGUAUCAAUUAAUAUAAAUUAUCUCGUGUUCUCGCCCUUUCACCGACAUUUUAUUUUAUUUUUGUCCUGUCUUGAUCAAUUGUUAUAUUAUUUAUGCUCAACUGUUCUUAAAUCAACUAUUGUUAUUUGCUUAAUGUUAACUGUUAUAUUUUGAAAGGGAAAACAAUUACUGUUAGAGUUAUUACUAUGGUUCAUGUUUCAAAGUACAUGGUGAUGAAUAGUCUUAAGUUCCCAAAGCUUACAGCAAAUACAUCUACAUGUAAUACUCUUAUAUACUCUUGUGGACUUGCAAACUGAUGUAAAUUUUGCUCACCAAUCAAUGAUAUAAAUAUAAUGUAUUAACUUUCUAACUACAAUUUAGCUCUGUUCUUAAUUAUAAUUGAUUAAUUGCAACUAUUCUUGAAGUUUGUUUUUCCUUUUCAACUUGAAUAACAAGUUGCUAAUUAAAUAAAUCAGAAUUUGUGUCAUUCUUUA
This is a messenger RNA of Tetranychus urticae (two-spotted spider mite), 14603 nucleotides long. RefSeq names its product sallimus (gene sls). NCBI's taxonomy places the organism in Eukaryota, Metazoa, Arthropoda, Arachnida, Trombidiformes, Tetranychidae. The record is from RefSeq and is a predicted model, not a curated record.